AUGUUUCGUUUAGUUCCAGAACCUCAGAUUGAGGUUGACGUUCACAUCAAUCUAGUGGACAUAUUGGAUUACGUCGGGGAUUCUGUGCGUCCGAUUCGAGAAGGCCUGUCAGUGCUGGAAGCCCAGCACAUUGUAUGUUUGGGAUACACCACAAAAUCUGCCACUACAAUGCACGCAAAGGGUUUUGUUCUACAGAGUUCCCAUCCUGCGGAACGUCCCCAUGAAAUUAAUCUGAAGUUACCAUACGACAACACAAUGUGGGAUUUGAGUUGCUCCUGCAAAGCCGGAACUAAAAGGUGCAAGCACAUAAUAGCAUGUUUACUACAAAUAAGCCAGUUCAAGAGUCUGGAGUAUAUAUUGUGUACUGAAGCUACACAGGCUUGGGGUUAUUCAAAAAAAGAAAAAAACAGUCUCUGGGGAGCUAGAGUGGUGCAAGAAAUGUGCUGUGUGCGCCGCACUAAGCCUUUGAUUUGCAAAGAUGAUGAGUUCCGAGUCAACUUACUGUCGGACGCAUUCGAAAAGUUAAUAUCAGCUGCUCCAGAUUCUUCUAUUUCGAAGCAUCGCACAGGGCGUCACAACAAUCCGGUUGAGUUCCGCGCAGGCAUAAGUGCCGCUAAUGUGUUUCAACCACAUGAUGCAGUUCAUUGCACAAUCGAGGAUCUCAACAAGUUAUUAUUCAACGGUAAUAAUAUCACAUCCGAGUGCCAGUUGGAAUUAUACGAUUUGCGUCCUGAAGAUAACGAUUUCUUCGAGAGGAUUGUUAAUAUGUGGGUGCUGAAGUGUAAUAAAGCCGACUUCGUGGUAUAUUCGGCACAUGACGACGAUUUUAUUGUCAUUGAAGUGGACUAUGAUCCAGAGUUCAUAAUUGAACUCAUAAAGAUUCUGAAGCCGAUUUACUUCAACUACAUACUGCCCAAAUUGAAGCGUUAG
This is a messenger RNA of Armigeres subalbatus, 930 nucleotides long. RefSeq lists its product as uncharacterized. Bases 1 to 930 code for a protein of 309 amino acids. The transcript is spliced from 4 exons. Lineage: Eukaryota; Metazoa; Arthropoda; Insecta; Diptera; Culicidae. Gene Ontology annotation, molecular function: zinc ion binding. The record is from RefSeq and is a predicted model, not a curated record.